AUGAGCACAGGCAUCCACAGAGGGGAUCUUCAGCUGGCAGCUGGUGAGCACGCCUCCCAGGAGCUCAGGGAUGCCCUUGACAGCGGACCGGAGGUCCACUUCGAAAGCCAGACUGCGCACCUGCUGGCCAUCAUCUUGAAGGUGAACCCUGCUGACCUGGAGCCCGGCAACUCCCGGUUCUGUCAGUGCCGAUGGGCACCUGUGAGAGCAGGAACCAAAACCCAGCCACCUGCUCGUGAGGCAGAGUGCUUGGGAUGCUGCUUGUGCUCCUGGUGGGAGUGGCCAAAGCCUCACCAGGAGCCCUUGGCAUCGCAGGACUUUCUCUGCAAGAUCUCCUCCAAGCUCCUUGAGGCAGAGCUCUACGAGGUGUGGAUGAGCGCCUUGCAGAGGACCAGCAGGCAGGAGAAGCUGGCAGGACUGAAAGAGCUGGCCAGCAAGCUGCCCAAGGCCAACCUCCUCCUAUGCAAACACUUGUUCACCCUGCUCCAAAACAUCAGCAGAAACAUGGACACCAGCAGGGUGACUGCCGGCAACCUGGCCAUGUGCAUGGGGCCAAACCUGCUCAGCCCACUCAAGCAGCACAUGCUCCCCCUGGAUGUCCUGGAGCAGGAGAUGGGGAAGAGAGUACCACGGACAGGAUGGGUGUACAGGAAUGUGGCGAAGCCAGAAAGCGUAUCCGAUCACAUGUACAGGAUGGCGAUGAUGGCUUUGGUGACCGAAGACAAAAGCCUUAACAAGGACAGAUGCAUACGAUUAGCUUUGGUUCAUGAUAUGGCUGAAUGCAUUGUUGGAGAUAUUGCUCCUGCAGAUAAUAUCUCAAAAGAGGAGAAACACAGGAGAGAAGAGGCAGCUAUGCAACAACUGACCCAGCUUCUGUCAGAGGAUCUCGGAAAAGAAAUCUAUGAACUCUGGGAAGAAUAUGAAAACCAGUGUACUGCUGAAGCCAAAUUUGUAAAACAGUUGGAUCAGUGUGAGAUGAUACUGCAAGCAUUUGAGUACGAAGAAUUGGAAAACACACCUGGCAGACUGCAGGAUUUUUACGAUUCAACUGCUGGAAAGUUUGUUCACCCAGAAAUACUCCAGCUUGUGUCUCUGAUUAACACAGUAAGGAACAAAAAAAUAGCUGCUACAUCUCAUCCACAUUCCUGAGGUGUUCCUAAAUGCUGUAGCUAUAAUAAAUAUUUUGUUUUAUAUGCUGUGUAUU
Molecule: messenger RNA, 1204 nt
Organism: Charadrius vociferus (killdeer)
Lineage: Eukaryota; Metazoa; Chordata; Aves; Charadriiformes; Charadriidae
Gene: HDDC2
Product: HD domain containing 2
Exons: 7
Coding region: 1-1149 (382 amino acids)
Biological process (GO): signal transduction
Cellular component (GO): cytoplasm
Molecular function (GO): 5'-deoxynucleotidase activity
Source: RefSeq, a predicted model, not a curated record